CCGUCGACAUCGCGUGUGAGAGAGGAAAACACGUUUAAAACUCUGGAAAUGCGUCUUCACUUCGACUCAGACGUUUAAAACAAUCGAUGCAUUCUCAGUUCCGAAAUUCGGUGUCGGUCUGUCUUGCCAUUGGUGUCGCUUUCUCUAUCUCACUGGAGUAGUCUGUACGUCGUUCGUCCCCAAUUCAUAGUUCUCAUGUCGCCUUUUCAAGGCCAUGUCGCUUGUCGGAAUUUACCCCUAACAUGGUCUCAUAAACAUCUCGCUCCUUUCGGGCUGUUGCCUAUGAACAUUGCGUGACCAUAAAACAUUUCAGGUGAUAAGAAUUGAGACGAGUUUAAAUCUCUCUCUUUUCUUUUAAUUUCGAGGGGUCUUAGUUUUCGGGGUCUGAGAUUUCGGCGUCUGAGGUUUCUGGGUCUGAGGUCUGAGGUCUGAGUUUUCGAGGUCUGAGUUUUCGUGACACCCAAAAUGGAAAUGGCGAUAGUUGUCACGCAAUCAGUUUUGUUUCGUUGCGUGAUUUCCAAAGGCCACAAUAUUUCGCGGGCUCAACCAAAAUCAUAAUGAACGAAAUUAUUACAAUUGUAAUGUUGUUAUUAUCUGCUGUUGCUCUCAGUACAGCUUUGCAUUUAUAUCAUCUGGUUGGAAUACCGAGCAUAGGAAUAAGUCAUGGACUUGUGUAUGUAAAAAUUGGACGAGAACUGACGCGAAGGGGUUACAAAUACACGCUUGUUGUUCCAACUUGGCAAGAAAAUGACCUUAAAAAAAGUUCAGCUGGGCUUGAAGUGAAAUCUUACGAUACUCCAAUAACGGGCGAAGAUCUGGAGAAAGUAAUACUGAAAGAGGCAGAGGGGAAGCUUAAUAUUACCGAAAGGAACGAUUUUUGGAGAGCUUCUUGCGAGAGCCUGCUGAAAAACAAAGAUCUGUUGAAGAGCUUUAAAGGACACGUGCACUUGGUUGUUUGUGACAUUACAAGUAUUUGUUGUGCGAUAGUGGCCGACUUUCUCAAAGUUAAUCGCGUGGAUUUGGCUCCUGCUGGAUUUGUCGACCCAUAUGUGAGCUUUAUUCACAAUUUCCCCUCCCCCGUCGCUUAUGUUCCCUAUGGAACUGUGAAACUUCCCAAGAAAUUAGCAUUCCUUGAUAGACUACAAAACCUGUUAUUGUACUGCCUUGGUUAUAUAAUGCACGAGUUCGUUUUUAUGCCACCUUUUGAAGAACUUUGGAGAUCUUACGUGAAGGAUAGUAAAUUUUCCAGUCUUAACGAGGUCUUCAGAGCCACAGGUAUUCUUCUGAUUCCCAAUGAUUUUGCUUUGGAUUUUCCUAGACCUUUUGGAUCCCACGUGAAAGUCAUUGGUCCCAUACUGCCAGAACCACCAAAGCCACUUACAACAGAAACACAGAAUUUCAUCACUCAAGGAAAUCCUAAAGACUUAGUCCUUGUUUCAUUUGGUACUGUCAUUUCAAACUUUAAGUCAGAUUUUCUGGAGACUAUAACAUCAGGGCUGUCUCAGGUCCCCGUUAAGGUGAUUUGGAAGUUCAAAGGUCAAGUACCUCAGAAUGUCAGUGCAAAUAUCAGAAUUGUUCCAUGGAUGCAGCAAAAUGAUAUCUUAGGGCACACAGCUACAAAGGUGUUUUUUACACAUGGAGGUUUAAACAGUGUUCUUGAAGCUGCAUAUCAUGGUACUCCUAUGGUUGUCUUACCGUUAUUUGGCGACCAACCUGCAAAUGCAAUGAAAGUACAGGAGGCGGGUAUUGGCAUAAUACUGAACUUACAAGAUCUGACUCCAAUCCAGGUUACAAAUGCCAUAACCGAAGUCAUCCAAAAUCCCAAAUACAAAGAGAAUGCAAUGAAAGUUUCGAAACUGAUACGUCACAGACGCAUAACUCCAACUCAGGAAGCCUGUGAUUGGAUUGAAUAUGGGUUACAUAACAAUGCUGGAUUGCAUCUAAGGAGUCAAGCUGAUAACUUAUCUUUUUUCCAGCUCUAUCUUCUGGAUGUGUUGUUUCUGAUCAGUGUGGUUAUUCUCUGUCUCAUAAUUUUGUUGUAUUCUUGCAUGAAGUAUUGUUUAAGGUAUAUAGCACAAAUGUGUUUUAAAAAGUUCAAAACUGAGUAAGGAAACAGUUGAUGAAGUGUGAUCUAGGUUUCAAGUGAUUGUGUACAAAGUAAUCUCAAGGCAGACGCCCCGUGGGGAGUCAUUGGAGGGAGCCAUGAAGUUUAACUCUUACUCAUUCCCAGUCAUUUUUUGUGUCAAAAAGAGUCGAGGGAGACUGAGUGAAAUUUUUCAGGGACACAGGGAAGAUUAUUGUAAGGAAAAAAAAGGAGAGAGGGAGUCUUCCUUCUCUUCUCCCAAUGACCCUUAGCAUAAUGCUCUUUUCUUUGUAAUGUUCAAUGGAACUCUCAAGAGAUAACUGGGGGACAAGUAGCAGCUAAAGCAAUGUUUCCAAAGAAACAGGGUGUCGUGAGGUGGGGGUGGGGGUACGGUUGGGAGCUCAAGCCAAAAAAGCCUGCUGUGGCAGAGUGUGGUUAUUUUCUGGAGUGCCAUGCUCACUGAAAGAGUGAGUAACUAGUACAGACAGACAGAC
Molecule: messenger RNA, 2577 nt
Organism: Orbicella faveolata
Lineage: Eukaryota; Metazoa; Cnidaria; Anthozoa; Scleractinia; Merulinidae
Product: UDP-glucuronosyltransferase 2B33-like
Molecular function (GO): UDP-glycosyltransferase activity
Source: RefSeq, a predicted model, not a curated record